AUGGCAGGAAACUGCGGGCCCACUGCUUGCCUAAACAGUAUGGACAAACUGUGCACAAGUUGCCUCAGCCAAUUCCUCCAGGACCAUUGUGCGUCGAACAAUAUUGUGACUGAUGAAGAGGCGGGUGGAAAGCAGGGAAUGCGGUGGGGUGCUGAAUCAGUUUUAAUAAACAAAGCUGUACUGACUGAAAUUGCAUCCACAUCGCCAACAACAAAACUAACUCCAUCAUCAUCAUCAUUGUCAUCAUCGUCAUCGUCAUCAUCAUUAUCAUCAUCAUCGUCAUCAUCAUCAUCAUCGUCAUCAUCAUCGUCAUCAUCAUCAUCAUCAUCAUCAUCGUCAUUGUCAUCAUCGUCAUCGUCAUCAUCAUUGUCAUCAUCAUCGUCAUCAUCAUCAUCAUCCACAUCAUCAUCAUCAUCACCAUCAUCGUCAUCAUCAUCAUCAUCAUCGUCAUCAUCAACAUCAUCAUCGUCGUCGUCAUCAUCAUCGUCAUCAUCAUCAUCAUCAUCAUCAUCAUCAUCAUCAUCAUCACCAUCAGCAGCAAUAGCAGCAUGUUCAACGUCAUCAUCACCUCGACCGUCAGCACUAUCCCCCAACACCACCACCACCACCAGCAUUACCACAAGCCCUAC
Molecule: messenger RNA, 629 nt
Organism: Octopus sinensis (East Asian common octopus)
Lineage: Eukaryota; Metazoa; Mollusca; Cephalopoda; Octopoda; Octopodidae
Exons: 3
Source: RefSeq, a predicted model, not a curated record